AGGCUACUAUAUUGGUUUUCUCAUUGGCUCACAUUUGCAUGCUUAGAGCGGUCUCCCGAAUAAUACGUUUGGGAUGUUCGACCGGACAGCUCCCAGUCCGGCGACGAUUCUCCAUGGCCAAGCCAAUGAGGGAAGCCCAUCCCAGGACUUUCACCCGUGCAAACCUCCUUCUCUCCUCCCCGAUGCAUCCCCUGGUAUUUAACGACUAUGCUGCCACGAUUCAACGGCCGAUCAGAUAUACCAAGGAGCUACGUGUGCCGUUAGUCUUUCACCAGUUGCUCUCCCGCGAAAGUGCUGCGCUGCUCUCGGACCAACACCUCACAUGCGACGUGAAACCUCAAGGGCGAGCGCGGGUAUGGCACAUUUCUGGGGUGGAUGAGACCGCACUCUGCGGUACCAUUGAGGACCUCAGCGUCAGACUUUCCCGAUACGAAAACUGCACGCGAUACCUCCCGAAGCUCCCCCGGGGUGUCUACCGGUGCAUGUCUAUGGAUAAAAAAUGGAGGGCUAAGUUUGAAGCAGCUCAUGAGUGCACGAUCGUUGAGCCAAGAGACCUGAAACACUCAUUUGCAGUGGUGUGCCAGGACCCCAAUGGCUUGACAGGUGCGGUUAAGGCCCUCCAACAAAGAAUUAAAACCAUCGAACAAACAUCGUUUUUGCUCGAUCUCCCCGUCUGUCCCCCUAUGAACACGAUAGCGCGCAUUUCACGUGAAUCAGAUACCAUUAUCGUGUCCCACAGCCCCACGGUGCUUCUCGUCCACGGGUCAGAGUCCAACAUAUCUGCUGCUAUCGCUCUCUUCCAGACUCCAUCCUUGCAUCUAAUCGACGUACCUCCUGCGGUGGAAGUGUUGCUCACGUCAGGGUACCUUGCCAGACUCCAGGCGGAAUACAAAGGCUUGUACAUAUCCCUUUCCUCGAUGUAUUCCUGCCAAACUGUUUCCACACAGUUGGAGCAGGGGCGUUCAAAACUAGUGGUACAGGAAGAGAAAAAACCCCUACAGGAAAACAAUACGAAAACGGUAUCCUCAGUCCUCUCACUCAUAACACGCAUAAAGCUGUUAGCUGCGUCUGCACACACGGUGCAUAUAGAGCCGACAUAUGCAGCCGCCCUCCAGAGACGCCAUCUUGACGAUAUAGAGCGUUCUCUGGGCUGCCACAUUAUCUUUGCUGGCGAUAUUCACAUCUUCAAUGAGAUUAUGAGUGUGAAACCUGCCGUACAGGCGGUCAAGCGGUUGGUACGCAGGUUAGGCCGACACAGUAUUCAGGUGGACGUGCCAUACGCCUACUUCCCAGCCCUCUGUGGCCACCAGUUUCACGCUAUCCACGAGAUCGAAGCAGCCACGUCUGCGGUGCUCACGUUUCAGGAAGAUAUGGCGUUGGUUGACGUUCAGACUAAAACGGGGCAGCUUGGGAAGCAGUUGACGAUCUUUAGUAUCAGCGAAGUAGAAGCAGCAGGGGCCUUGGAAAUGCUCACCCUGAGGUUGCAGGCGUUGAUGGCGCACAAACCCCGCACCAUCAGGAUCCCCACAUCGCUAGUGAGCUUUUUCCGCUCCCCAAAGUUCACGAAUGCGUUUUUGCAGCUCGAAUCCCAUCUGACAUACAGCCAGUUGGUGGUGUACGGCAUCUCCAAUGAUAACAUUGCGGCCUGUGAGAAUGCUGUGGUGGGCCAAAUUGCGGCCCUCGAGUCUAACCUCGUUCAGAUUUAUAUCCCUGUGUACAUGCUCCAAAGCUUUACCCGGCUAUUUGACCCAGUUGUGGAGAAGCUCGACGGAUGCUACGGCAUUGAUCCGUAUAGGGGAAACAAUGAAAAGAAAAUUUCCAUCCAUGGGACCAGCGCAGACGUGAUGCAGCAAUUGCAUCGACAGGCUGAGAGGUUGCGAGACCAGAUUUUCCAGGAGACGCUGGUCUUCCGUGUGCCGAAAGACGGUAUAAGUGCCUUUAAUAACGAAGCUCUUACGAGGAUUAUGGCCCACACAGGGGCAGAAAUUGUCGACGGCGGAUCUGGCAAAUCUGGCGAACUACUGCUAUACGUUUCGAGGGGACAGACAAAUGAGGCAUCGCUGGUAGAGUUGGCAAUGAAGAUGCUUGAGGGAAGAUUGAAGGGCUACCAGGGCCGGCUCCUGUACAACGCACAUGUUAUGCAACGACGGUACAUAUAGCGGCUGUGCUAGAAAGGCCGCGUUCAUACCGUUGAACCAAAGGAGGCUAUUUUCUGUAUGUAGAUGACCAUCAGGGGCAAGACUUACAAGAAAACUAAUUCGUGUAAAAUGGGCAAUUUUAAGUGAAAUCCUAUAAGAAUGUCCGCAAACCUUUCAAAUGGGUUUACCUGGGUUAUCUGUAUAAAUCCGUGCUAUGAAAUGCUUCAUACCUCAAUUAAUUCAUCUGGCUUGGAUAUGGGGGAAAAGCGUACCAGUAUACCCCUGAUAUUUUAUCAAGAAGUAGUCGGAGGUUAUAGCCAGUUAUGGUAUAAAUCCAGAGUAAUGGUCUCAACGUGAUCAUAUAGAUAUGACAAUCCCAAUUUAAU
This is a messenger RNA of Babjeviella inositovora NRRL Y-12698, 2524 nucleotides long. RefSeq lists its product as uncharacterized. Bases 114 to 2159 code for a protein of 681 amino acids. The transcript has a single exon. The record is from RefSeq and is a predicted model, not a curated record. Lineage: Eukaryota; Fungi; Ascomycota; Pichiomycetes; Serinales.